Xenopus tropicalis (tropical clawed frog) is the source of this 741-nucleotide messenger RNA. RefSeq names its product collagen alpha-1(XIII) chain-like. The coding region runs from base 1 to 741 and encodes 246 amino acids. Lineage: Eukaryota; Metazoa; Chordata; Amphibia; Anura; Pipidae. The transcript is spliced from 9 exons. The record is from RefSeq and is a predicted model, not a curated record.
AUGGGGGGUUUCACUUGGCACAGAGAGCUGUCGGCAUUGAGGGAAGGGCAGUGCCAGCUGCGGUGCCCGGGGGACGUGGGGGCAGUUAAGGGGGCACAGAAUGAAGCAUUUGUCGGUCACAGAGAUGAAUUGGGCCCCGAGCUGGAGGGCCUCCUGCGCUCCCUGAAUGUGACCAUCUGGUCCGUGGGGGAUAAGGGGGCCCUCAGGCUCAAUGAGCUGGAAAAGGAGAUCGGGAUCAUCCAAGUGAGGAGCCGGGACCUGUCCCACAGACUGGGCAACCUGAGCCUGACGCCCGGACCACCUGGUGCAAAAGGGGAGCCCGGGGGUCGGGGGGAGGCUGGGACCCCUGGCAGCUCUGGAACCAAAGGAGAAAAAGGAAAUCCUGGUCUUCAAGGACUUAAAGGAGAUGAAGGAAGAGUCGGCCCCCCAGGGCCACAGGGCCCCCUGGGAUCUGAUGGGAAAGGGGCCCAAGGUGAGCCUGGAGCGGCCGGACCCCCCGGAGCAAAAGGGGAUCCUGGUGAGAGAGGAGAAGCGGGUACCCCGGGCACAGCCGGUGGAGCCUGGCACUGCUGGAGAGAAAGGGGAGACUGGGGAAACUGGAAGGGAAGGACUGCCAGGUGCCCCGGGGAGAAUUGGGGACAAAGAGAAAAAGGAAAUCAAGGUUCUAUGGGAGAUCCGGGGCAGAAAGGAGACACAGGAGAAUCAGGGUUACCAGGCUCCUGCAUGAACCCGUUCUGCUAA